This is a messenger RNA of Clonostachys byssicola, 2256 nucleotides long. Lineage: Eukaryota; Fungi; Ascomycota; Sordariomycetes; Hypocreales; Bionectriaceae. The record is from the annotation of a GenBank genome assembly.
AUGAUGCUGGACGCUACUAAGAAGGGCCUUUUGGCUCUUCUGUCUCUCUCUGGGGCAAGGCUCACAUCUGCCCAGAGUUCUGGGCGUCCUGGCUAUGGCCUCGUCGGCUAUCCCAUCAUCAUGUACCAGCCUGAGUGUGCACAUGCUUGCCGGUCUGCGUUGCCACGUUCGUCCAUUCCCUGCGACAUUCACCUCAAUGGUCAUCACAGCAGUACGGUGUCAGCCGAGUGCCUGGCCUUGAGCGAGCCGUACCUAUUCUCGGCUGCUUGGUGCAUAUACACACAUUGUCCGGACGAGAAUGUGGCCGUCUCGACACUGGAAACGUUUUGGGAGACUGAACUAGUAGGACGAGAGUUGGACCAGCCAAAGAUCCUGACGGCAAGUGAGUCAUUCGGAUCGCUUGCUCUGGUGAAAAACGAGCCGCCAACCACUAUACUACCGAAAAAGACGGCAUUCAAUAGAACGACUCUUGUCAGCGAAGAAUCCUAUACCGCGGCUUGGAAUGGAAACACAGCUUUCGAACAUACGGAAAUAAACCAUCAGAAACUAUCCCUCAUUGUCCUAGUCACAGGAGCCGGAAUCCCCAUCCUACAGUCACUGCUCCGGUUCAUACCCUUCCCUACCACCUUGGUUGACAAAUUCUAUGGCUACUUCAUUGAGCCUCCCCUGUUUGGAGGAUGCCACGCGAGUCCGAUACUAGGUCUAGGACUCGUCCCAACCAGAGGCCAGCCUCUGUUCAUUCUAUACCUGAUUGCCAUCAAUGUCAUAUUUGUGGCAAUCGGAUAUAAGCCUCGUCAACCAAACUCCUGGUGGGAACAUGGUCUCUGGGAGGAAAUCCUCAAUUAUGUGGCAAACCGUACCGGGAUGCUGAGUUUUGCCAACCUGCCACUUGUGAUCCUGUAUGCCGGUCGCAAUAACGUUCUUCUCUGGUUGACCAGCUGGUCAUACUCCACCUUCUUGUUAAUCCACCGCUGGGUUGCCUUUCUCUGUGUGCUUCAAGCCGCCAUUCACUCGGCUCUAUGGUUACAUAUUCAUGUAGGGAUCUCUCAAGACCAUAGCGAAAUUGCCGCUAUCCCUUACUGGUACUGGGGUAUCAUCGCGACGCUGGCCCUCGUCCUCAUUCUCCCUUUCUCCCUGCUGCCAAUCCGUCAGAAAAUGUACGAGUUCUUCCACACGGCGCAUAUCAUUCUCGCGGUUCUUUCCAUUGUCGGAUGUUGGUAUCACAUCAUCUACCGCUACAAACGUCAAUGGGGAUACGAAAAUUGGGUCAUCAUGACUUCUGUCAUCUGGGCCUGCGAUUGGGUCCUGCGAGCGGUAAGAAUGACUGGAAAUGGAGUUAAAAGGGGAUAUAUUACUAAACUAGGCGUUGAAUACAUCCGCCUGGAUGUGCCUGGCCUGAACUGUCCAGGUCACGCUUACAUGUACUUCCCUACUCUUACGUGGCGAGUUUGGGAAAGUCACCCCUUUUCGGCAAUCGGUGUCUCCCAACUCACAGGUCUUGACACAGGUUCAAACAAUUUGCAACUUCCUGAACCUACGGCCCCCGACUCCGAAAAGGCCCUUGGAUUGACGAAUGUCGUUACUACAGGCGAAACCUCGUCAUCCACCUCGCCACAGGGGAUUGAUUCAGCUGCUCAUGCAACAAAAAUAGGAGUAAGCUUCUUCAUUCGCGUUGAAAAUGGUACAACAUCUCUUCUCGCAGCCCAUGCCGGUGAAACCGAAGGAAUACCUCUAUUCGCUGAGUGCUACAACCAUCAGUCUGUUCUCCGUCAUGAUCCUCAUGGCCAACCAACUCCAAGUCACCCAAAUCUUGUUUUUGUUGCAGGUGGCGUAGGAAUUACUGCGGUUUUGCCAGAACUCGCUGCAUCGCGAGUCCUUUUCAAUAAACCAGUCGGCAGGAGAACGCUCUAUUGGGGUUUACGUGAAGAGGGUACAGGGCUCUUGAAGGCUGUGGAAGACAUGAUUGGGGGGCGGGAGGAGUACAAGGGAGGGCCCAAGGAAGUCAAAGGAGAUCGGGAAAGCCACAGCCAAACUGAACGGAGGUGGGGUGAUGUUGAUGUUCAUAUCAGGGUUGGGCAAAGGUUUGACUUCAGGGCUGUGAUAGAGGCGGAGCUAGCCGCAACUCAUAGCCAAGGAGGCACCGUGAUCCUCGUCUGUGGCCCUCGAGGGAUGGCAGACGAGGUCAGAAUGGUUGUUACUGCACAUAAGAGAAAGGGUGUUGCUCUCAGGCUAGUUGAGGAAAGUUUCUCUUGGUGA